Eremothecium sinecaudum is the source of this 1077-nucleotide messenger RNA. RefSeq names its product replication factor C subunit 5 (gene RFC5). Gene Ontology annotation, biological process: DNA repair; DNA-templated DNA replication. Gene Ontology annotation, molecular function: ATP hydrolysis activity; DNA clamp loader activity; DNA binding. The record is from RefSeq and is a predicted model, not a curated record. The transcript has a single exon. Gene Ontology annotation, cellular component: nucleus; DNA replication factor C complex; Rad17 RFC-like complex. The coding region runs from base 1 to 1077 and encodes 358 amino acids. Lineage: Eukaryota; Fungi; Ascomycota; Saccharomycetes; Saccharomycetales; Saccharomycetaceae.
AUGGCGCUCUGGGUUGAUAAGUAUAGGCCAAAAUCAUUGGAAACGCUGUCGCACAGCGCAGCUCUAACGAGUCAGCUGGAAUCGUUGACAAUGGCAGCAGAAGAUUUGCCUCAUAUACUUUUUUAUGGUACGAAUGGUGGCGGUAAAAAGACUAGAUGUAUGGCAUUACUAGCUGGUAUAUUUGGACAAGGGGUGUUUAAGUUAAAGAUUGAUGUUCGGCAGUUUGUUACACCGUCAAAUAAGAAGCUGGAGUUGAAUGUUGUCAGUAGUCCGUAUCACUUGGAGGUAACUCCUAGUGAUAUGGGAAACAAUGACCGUAUUGUUGUGCAAGAAUUAUUGAAGGAGAUAGCUCAGAUGGAGCAUGUUGAUUUUCAAUCUAACGGAGAGGGUUUGUCUCGCCGUUAUAAGGUAGUUGUGAUUAAUGAGGCGGAAUCCUUGACGCGUGACGCUCAGGCAGCAUUGAGGCGUACUAUGGAAAAGUAUUCCAGGAAUAUUAGGAUUAUUAUGAUAUGUGAGACGAUGUCUAACAUAAUAGCGCCUAUAAAGUCGCGUUGUAUGCUUGUCCGUGUUCCCGCGCCAUUGCUGAGUGAAACGGUCCGGAUUAUGGAGAACAUCUGCUCGGUGGAAAAUGUAGAGGCGAAUGAAAACAAGCUUUAUGAGAUCGCUAAUUUUGCUAACGGUAAUCUUAGAGUGGCAUUGCUAACCUUUGAGUCGAUUUGCUUACAAAAUGACUUGAAGUUGACGGAAUCUACUGCGUUGAUCAAUCCGGACUGGAUGGUCGUUGUGCAGAAACUAGCUGCAAUGAUGAUGCGAGAACGCAAUGUGGCAUACUUGGUGGAAUGCAGGGCAACUCUGUACGAUCUACUUUCGCACUGUAUCCCUGCAAGUAUUAUUUUGCAUGAAAUGGCAUUUGCGUUGUUAAAAAACGUCCAUUCAGAUCACUUGAAGUUGCUGGUGAUCCAUUGGGCAAGUAUAUGCGAUGAGCGCUUAGCUUUGGGAAAUAAGGCUAUUUAUCACCUAGAGGGAUUCCUGGGUAGAAUUAUGUACGAAAUCGAGACCAGUUUGCUGAUGAAAUAG